This is a messenger RNA of Theobroma umbraticum, 1394 nucleotides long. RefSeq names its product xyloglucan endo-transglycosylase-related 8 (gene XTH31). NCBI's taxonomy places the organism in Eukaryota, Viridiplantae, Streptophyta, Magnoliopsida, Malvales, Malvaceae. Gene Ontology annotation, cellular component: apoplast; cell wall. The record is from RefSeq and is a predicted model, not a curated record. Gene Ontology annotation, molecular function: hydrolase activity, hydrolyzing O-glycosyl compounds; xyloglucan:xyloglucosyl transferase activity. Gene Ontology annotation, biological process: xyloglucan metabolic process; cell wall biogenesis.
AUGGUGGGGCCUUCAAUCGCCUUAUUUAUACCAACUGUAUUGCCACACUCUCCCAUACACAAACCUAAUUUGCAAAACCUUUCAAUUUUUUGGUCCAAAAGUCCCAAUCUGCAGUUAAGCAUACAGUCCUUUUUUGUUUCACUACUGGUAGUCUGCUGCUUCUCGAUGCCUUCUCAUUUCUGUGUCCCCUUUAUGGCUCCAAUUUUCUCUGUGCUUCUUGCUUUUCUCAUAAUUUCCUCAGGCAAUGCUCAGGGUCCACCGUCCCCUGGAUACUCUCCCAGCUCCAGGGUUAGUUCUGUGGACUUCGAUCAAGGGUUUAGAAAUCUAUGGGGUCCCCAGCAUCAGAGAAUAGACCAGGGUUCAUUAACAGUCUGGCUUGAUAAAAGCUCAGGAAGUGGUUUCAAGUCACUUCGUUCGUACCAAUCUGGUUACUUUGGUGCUGCCAUCAAGCUCCAACCAGGUUACACAGCAGGAGUCAUUACAUCUUUCUAUCUUUCAAACAAUGAAGAGCACCCUGGGUACCAUGAUGAAAUUGAUAUUGAGUUCCUUGGAACAACACCAGAUAAGCCCUACACUCUGCAGACUAACGUGUACAUCAGAGGAACUGGGGAUGGAAACUUAAUUGGGAGGGAAAUGAGAUUCCAUCUAUGGUUUGAUCCUACCCAAGACUACCAUAACUAUGCUAUCCUGUGGACCCCUAGUGAGAUUCUGUUUUUCGUGGAUGAUGUGCCCAUCAGGAGGUACGCAAGGAAGAGUGAAGCCACGUUCCCAACGAGACCGAUGUGGGUGUACGGAUCAAUAUGGGAUGCAUCAUCUUGGGCCACCGAGAAUGGAAGGUACAAGGCUGAUUACAGCUACCAACCCUUUAUUGGUAGGUACACGAAUUUCAAACUAACUGGCUGCAACGCCGACGGCCCCACCUCCUGCCGCCCUCCCUCCGCCUCUCCCUCCGGCUCCGACGGCCUCAGUGAACAACAAGCCUCUGCCAUGAACUGGGCCCAAAGGAACUAUUUGGUGUAUGACUACUGCCAUGACCCCAAGAGGGACCAUACACAGACGCCCGAGUGCUAAUAAUUUUUAACCAACUAUUGCAAAUAUAUUAAUCCAAGUUUGUUUGAUUUGGGGGUUUGUUGAGAUGGGUCCUGCUUGCCAAGAAAAGGUGCAACAGUGAUUGCGCGUCCAAAGCCUCUCAAAGAUUGGCAUAUAUAUAUAUAUAUGGCCUUGUUGGUUUUUGUUUGUAUUUGUUUUGUUGUUGCUGUUUGCAUUGUUGCUUGGAAUAAAAAUGAUUAUGCGAGUGCCUUCUUACAAAGAAAGACAGUACGUAUGGGAGAAUUUGUCACGAGAUAUGAAAGGAAACAGAAACGGCCAAAGGGGCCUUGCAUGUUUCUAUUCAC